Molecule: messenger RNA, 6100 nt
Organism: Tympanuchus pallidicinctus (lesser prairie-chicken)
Lineage: Eukaryota; Metazoa; Chordata; Aves; Galliformes; Phasianidae
Product: dual specificity protein phosphatase 13-like
Exons: 4
Coding region: 4320-4988 (222 amino acids)
Biological process (GO): negative regulation of MAPK cascade; protein dephosphorylation
Cellular component (GO): cytoplasm
Molecular function (GO): protein tyrosine/serine/threonine phosphatase activity; MAP kinase phosphatase activity
Source: RefSeq, a predicted model, not a curated record
UGUUUUUUUUUAAUAUCAACAGCCUUCCUCAGAACACUUUUAUUGAGGAAAUAUGUCUGUAUGGCUAUGGCAGCCAUCAGGAUUCCUGGAGUGAAAGAGUACAGAAGAGAAGAUUGGGUUAAAUUAAUUCCUGCUAAAUACCUACCAGCAGACUUGCUGUCUAUAUGGGGAGCUGCAGACAGAAUUGUACCAGGGUAGAAAGGAUACUGUGUCUAUUUAUAACUCUGCCUUCAACACCAUAGGAAUUCAAAGGAAGACUCCAACUCAGCACACAGUCUUCUCAUCAUCUGCUUCUGUCAAGAUUAAAUCGGGGCUGAGAUCAUUCUCUUCCUCUGCAAAUCUCUGCAAGGAAGGAUCUCUUCCUUUCUGCCUGCAAAGGACUGCUGUGGUACAAAUCACAUCAAAGCUCAUGUGCUCAGGGAGCCCUCACCCAGCUGAAUGCUACCUCCUCCUUUGCAGUAGCCAGAGUAGGUCACAAGACCCCACAGCAGGUUAGCAGUGAGGAACAAAGGUAUUUUACCUGCUUCACAGCCCUGCACCCCACUCUGUCCUUGACCUUUCUUUGCACAGCCCCUCUGGGGCAAACGGGAGUAGCAGAGCUCCCAUGUGCUCCCAGUGCCUGCUGACAGGGAUGGGGAAAGGAACAGGGCCUUGGCAUAGGGUCAUCACACUCACUGAUCCUGUCACUGAGACAAGACCAUUACCCAUGGGGGCAUGAGCCUGUCCUGCCACUGCAGAGCCACCCAUCCUGGGAAGGAUUGAGCUCCAUUAGAUGUGUGGGGCACCUAUCCCUCAGGAGAGAUUAUCCCUGAUGAUAGGAGCACAAAUGAAAGCAGCCUUGAAAAAGGCAUUUGCAAAAACCUGACCACCUCUCUAAAAAUAAGGCAGGCUCCUGGAGUUUUUCAGCUCCACUCUUUUUUAGCAUCAUGGUGUCUCAGAUCUUUCCUUCUCAUCUUCCACCUUCCAGUUUUCUCUUUAAUAAGAACUGCUCUUUCAUUCUUCUCAAAGAGCUAUCUACUCCGUUCUCUCGCUGUUCCUCUUUUGUAAUUCUGUUAUCAAGCUGUCUGCUAGGUGGGGAGCAGAAGGUGCAGGACGUGGUGCUGCCUUUGAGGUACAGGUAAUUAUGAUGUGCAUCUGUUAUUGUGGUUGCUGCCUCAACAGGUGGAAAACAUGCUGUUCCCUGAUAGAUUGCAGCACUCUGUGCUCCUACCUCGUCUUUUCUCUAAAGCCAGUCAUGUGGUGUUCCUAAAAUAAUAAACACAGACUUACUGCUGCCACAAAAACCCCUGGUAAAUAUAUUUUUAUGGGAAUGAAAUAUUAAAGGAUUUGAACAGUUAUUCACUGAAAGCAAAAUAUGAGCAGUAAGGUUGGGUAAAGAUUCAAAGACUGGUUUGCUUCCUCUCCCUGGGGCACAUCAAGGCUCUACUGCUUACAGUUUAGAGAUGGAUAGUGGGGAAUUACUUAACCCAGAAUGAUGGAAACAAUUCAGACUAUAAUAAUAUAGCACGAGAGUUUCUCACAUUACAUCUAUUCCCCAUACUGCUGGCUAUAUUCUGGCUUCAGAUUCACGUGCACAACUCUCAUCGGAUUCUGGAGGAACUGUAUUUGAAGCCAAAAUGCAUUUCAUUGUCUUUCUUAAAUCUCUCUAUGGUAUAGUUGCUAAAUCCUGAGCUCAAGGACUGGGGACAAAGCUUGUCUAAAUGUUUCCCAGUGUCAUUCUCUGAAAGAUUCCCAUCUGCUCUGCUUCAUUUUGAAUUUCAUCUUCCUACUUUCCUAAAAACGCAAAGCAGAAACACACAUUUCCUCUGCUCUGGUGAGCAGGAAUCACCAAAUUUCCCAGCAGGUUCUCUCACAACAUACAAUGGAUCCAAGUGUGUCUAAAAAAGCUACAAACCCUUUGUGUAGCAGUAAGGGAGGAGAUCAGAAAUGUGGGCCAAGUUUCAGAGUGUUAUGAACACCUCCCAGCCCCCAAAGGGGCUCCAUAUCCUGUUUCCUCUCUCCCAAAAAUUUCACCUGGCUUUGGGUUUCAUUAAGAGAAAUAUACAUUUCUCAAGCCCAGGCUCGAAGUCUUUGGUUCAUACUUCCUGCUGACACUGCAGAGACUGCAAGAGCCACAAAAGCUGAGUCUGACCUGGGGGCUUCAAAUUUACUACAAUAGCAGAGCAAAUUAAAUAGAGAGCACAUUAAGUGGGUUGGGAGAUUGCUGUUGACCAACAAAUCUUCAUUAAGUUCCUGCACCAAGCUGUGCUACGAUUCUGAUGAAACUGAUUAUUGCAUCUCCAUCAUUUCAACUAUUUCUCCACCAGGUUUAAAACAAAUUCAAACUUAUUUUAGGUUUAAUUAGAGAUAAAAUGUAAUAUUAAGCCACCUUGCCCCAUGCACUCUUCCAGUUUAGAGAUGUUGGUACGUCAUUCAAGCAGGCCAAAUUCCUCUUUUUUCACCAUCAGAUAUUUACUGCCUUGGUUUUUGCUAGGCCUUUUAUUUAACAUCAGUGCUUCAUGGUGACUCUGUCCACUGUGAUAUGGUGACUUUCUGAGUUACUGGCUUGCAUUACCAAAGGCAAGGUCUGAGAUAGCUCCUGGCACUGCUCUCCAAACCUUUCAGCUGAGCUCCCUUUGAGAUGCACCGGCACAAACCCCAAAGAGAACACUUGACUCACAUCUCCCACAGCAAAACCCGUACCUGGAUAACAGCAGCUUUGACAGGAUAAAAGCAAAGUCCUUUUCUGGCCUUCAGAGCUAAAGGGAAGCUAUCACGGCAGGGGCAUCAGAUACCUUUCCGGCAGGCCACUACCAAAAAGACAGCUCCAUGGUUAAAACUCAGGCACCAAGCUAUUCUGCUAUAUGGAUUCUAAAAACAUGCUGCCCAAUUUAGGCUAAGCACAGAGAGGUUUGAUGGAAAAGUGCAGCAGAAAGCAAGGGAAAUUAAACAGCGGUGCUGAGAGUUAUAUAGUCUCAGCAUAUGGAAUAUUCAUCACAGGCUAUCCUUGCCCUAAGGUAAGAUGAGAAACAAUUACUCAAUAUUUGUCUUCUAAAGGUAAGGGAAGAAACAGAAAGGCACAUGCAGACACACCAGAAAUGUUAGCCUUCGGUAUCACUCAUUGCCAGCUGACAUUUGUGGUGACCAUUCAUGUUGGCCACAGAAAUUGCUCGUACCCCAUACUUCUGUUGUCCACAGAAUCAGAAAACACUUGACAAAUGCAGAUGGGACUCAACCUAUCUGUAACAAAGAGAAAGCCUCAAACAUUUAGGUCUGUGCAGCAGUGCUGCAGCACAUAGGCUGUUACUAGUUGCCAGCACCUGGGCACUUGCAAGACAAUAUCUCCUUCCCAAAGGUGCCUGCUGUGUCCCAAGCAAGGCUGAAGAGUGCAGCCACAGCAGCUGCCUUCUGAUGGGAUCCAAAUUAUUUUUUGCUAAUGGUUAAAUGGUUUUCAGCUCUAGAGGAAAGUCAGAUCUUUUUGCAGCAGGUGAUCUAUGACAUUUAGGGGUCACAUUUUUUAACUGUUAUUUACUUUAGAAAUAUGGUAUGAGUUAACCUAAAGGAGAAAUUAUUAGAAAUACCUGUGAUCCCAAGAGCUAACACAACUGCUGGGAAAUUGUAGACCUCAAAUCAUCUGUGCUACAGGAUAUGAUUAGAUCCUAUUAUUUUUUCUUUCUGUAAAGGUAGUGAGGUUUUACAAUGAGAAGAAAGCAAUCUGCAUAGCUGACUUGGGAUUUCACCUCCUCUCGUUGCAUCUCUUACACUGCAUGCACAUCACCCCACAAGCCUCAGCUCUGUUCAUUCUCAGACUGACCUCUGUGCUAACUUGAUUUAUUGUUUCAAGUUCUCCGAUAGUAUAUUACGUUAUACCCCAAAGGGUCUGAUUAGAACUGGCCAGUAUUUUAAUGAUUUACAAGGGGCAUCUGGGACCGUGUGGAUAGCAUACGUGUUGUGUCACUGCUAUCGGAGGAGCCUUUAUUGAUCCAUACCAGUGUGCUCCAAGACAAGACUGUGUCAAAUUCCAAUAAGCUUUAGUUCACAAACCUGAUUUGACAGGUGGCCAAGCUUGCACUGGGACUGACUGUAGUUCUCAUGGUGGGAAUAAAACAAAACAGCUGGACUGCUUCUAGCUGUUGCAUUAUGAGAGGAUUUCCAUUCCUUUCUCUUCUAUUUCUAUCUUACAGCGCUUAAGGAGGUGUUUAUCCUUCCUAGUUCUCCAGCCAAAAAACCUGGGCAACAGGAGCUUGCUAUCAGCUCUGUGGUGUGUCCUUCUGCCAGAAGACACUGGUGAGAAAUACAGGCUUCUGGAACUGGCCUUCUGAGCCUCUCUGAGUCCUGCCAUGGCUAUCAUGCUGCUAGAAAGCUUCAAAUCAGAGAGACUGGGGAUGGCCUGGGACUCACUGUGUGGCAGGGAUCUGCUGCGUCCCACAAUAAGAAGAGCCUCAAGCAUCGCACAGGGAGGGCAGAGGGGGGACACCCCAUCCCUGGAGGAGCUGCAGCGCCUGCUGUGGACACGUGCGCGCCCUAUGGGGCAUGUGGAUGAAGUCUGGCCAAACCUUUAUGUGGGAGACCUGUAUGUUGCUCGUGACAAAGCACAGCUGAGCAAAAUGGGCAUUUCCCAUGUUGUGAAUGCUGCUGCUGGGCGCUUCCACCUCAACACUGGGCCCAAGUUCUACAGAGACCUUCCUGUGGAUUACUAUGGAGUAGAAGCAGAGGACAACCCCAACUUUGAUCUCAGCAUUUACUUCUACCCAGUUGCUCGAUACAUAAGAGCUGCACUGAAUACCCCAAGAGGCAAAGUACUGGUCCACUGUGCGAUGGGAAUCAGUCGAUCUGCUACUCUUGUCCUCGCCUUCCUAAUGAUCUGCGAGGACAUGUCUCUUGCCGACGCGAUUCAGGCUGUGCGCUCCCACAGAGGGAUCUGCCCCAACUCCGGCUUCCUGGAGCAGCUGCGAGAGCUGGACCUGAGGCUGAGGAAGGAGAAGUGCGCAGGAGCUGGGAUCUGCUAGCACGGGGCUGGCCAGCAGCAGCACAACCAGCCGCCAGGCUCAAACUGAGGCCAGCGCGUGGACACUGCAGGCACACUGUGGCAGCUGCACUGAGAAACUCUGCUGGGGAGAGCCGAUUGGAGCUUGCAAUGUAUUUUUUGGAUAAGCCCACUAAUUGAAAGAAACUGAAAUAAAGAAGGAUUCAGACCGGCAAUUUCACCCACCUGGACCUGCUUUUUUAACAACCUACUGCGCAGGGUACAGGCAGCAGUUGGGUUUUCAAGCCGAAUUAAAAGGCAGCACAGCCAACUUGAGGAGAGACUUUUUACUUGCUUGUAAUUGCAUUUAUACGGCAGGAGAAAAAAUGGUUAAACUGGUUAAAAAAAAAAAAAAAAAGAAAAGAAAGAAAAGAAACCAUGAGGUUUUCAAGCAGUCUUUAACCUUUCACAUGCAGCUGGCACGGGGCAGGACUUAGGGUUUGGUGAGCUGACAUGGUGACAUGGGCUAGGCCAGGGGCUCUCCCAAAAACAAAGGGCUUGGGCUGGGACCAUCACAGCUCCUCCCAGCUUCAAAGUUAUGGGGUGAGGGAUCCCCACACUCCUCAGGAGCCAGCAGGAAGGUGCCAACUGAAUACUACACAGCAAGGCACUGCUAUCGGCCACAGGACUGCACAGCUGCGAAGGGACAAGGCAGGGGGCACACAUGGGCACUCUGCCAGGUGGGAACGUCCCACUCCUGGUCAUCCCACAGCUCACAAUGCAUUGCCACGAUUCCCUGCUGCAAUAGAAAGCCAGAACCUAGUGUCAUCGUGUCAGAGCAAAAAUGAGCAAUGUCUCUAACAAACCCGAAGUAACAGCUCCGCAUUUCGAUUACUCUUUUACGCCCAAUUGGUCACAUUUAAUCUUGUGAAGAACUCGAAGCAGAUAUUUGCUUCAGUGCAAUUACAGCCACAUACAGAACAUUGGCAAAUGCAAACAAUAUAGAAUUUCCACUUGACGGCAGAUUAAUUUGGUGUGAUGUUUUCCCUUGAGAGGUCUUAAAGGCUUGCAGUUCUGGAAGUAACAUGCAGUUCAUAUUUAUAGCACUAGGAAUGGUGAAUGGAGAGAGACACAUAUACUCAUUUUGAACUGAAG